This is a messenger RNA of Zalophus californianus (California sea lion), 677 nucleotides long. RefSeq names its product small nuclear ribonucleoprotein U4/U6.U5 subunit 27 (gene SNRNP27). Gene Ontology annotation, biological process: RNA splicing. NCBI's taxonomy places the organism in Eukaryota, Metazoa, Chordata, Mammalia, Carnivora, Otariidae. Gene Ontology annotation, cellular component: precatalytic spliceosome. Bases 109 to 576 code for a protein of 155 amino acids. The transcript has 6 exons. The record is from RefSeq and is a predicted model, not a curated record.
GAAUCGUUUCUACGUUUUCCAGUCGGCGGUGAAAGCUCAGUACCCGGCCUUCCCGGAAGUUGUUGCGCAGUCGUGUCCGGGGCAGAGUGAGGUGGAGGAAGAUUCCGGAUGGGUCGCAGCCGCAGCCGCUCCCCACGGAGGGAGCGCAGGCGGUCCCGGUCCACAUCCCGUGAGCGAGAACGCAGGCGCCGAGAAAGGUCCCGGUCCCGGGAGAGAGAUCGGCGAAGGAGCCGCUCUCGAUCCCCGCACAGAAGACGCUCCAGAUCCCCAAGACGACAUAGAUCCACAUCUCCUUCCCCUUCUCGAGUGAAAGAAAGAAGAGAUGAGGAAAAGAAAGAAACAAAAGAAACAAAGAGCAAAGAACGCCAGAUUACUGAGGAGGACUUAGAGGGCAAAACAGAGGAAGAAAUAGAAAUGAUGAAAUUAAUGGGAUUUGCCUCUUUUGACUCCACCAAAGGGAAAAAGGUGGAUGGCUCUGUAAAUGCCUAUGCCAUAAAUGUGUCUCAGAAGAGGAAGUACAGGCAGUACAUGAAUCGAAAAGGCGGAUUCAACAGACCUUUGGAUUUCAUUGCAUGAGAAUUGAAAUGUUAAAGAAUGAUUUUUUUUUCCCUUACCUUGUUCAGAAGAGUGGAUUUUGUAUUUCAUAUUUAAUAUGCAUUAAAAACAGGAUCACAGUC